Messenger RNA from Apaloderma vittatum (bar-tailed trogon), 855 nucleotides. It is a transcript of the gene LDB3, whose product is annotated as LIM domain binding 3. The record is from RefSeq and is a predicted model, not a curated record. NCBI's taxonomy places the organism in Eukaryota, Metazoa, Chordata, Aves, Trogoniformes, Trogonidae. The coding region runs from base 1 to 855 and encodes 284 amino acids. Gene Ontology annotation, molecular function: muscle alpha-actinin binding; actin binding. The transcript is spliced from 9 exons. Gene Ontology annotation, cellular component: Z disc; stress fiber; adherens junction. Gene Ontology annotation, biological process: muscle structure development; heart development; actin cytoskeleton organization.
AUGGCUUACAGCGUGACUCUGAAUGGACCUGGACCAUGGGGUUUCCGACUGCAAGGAGGCAAGGACUUCAACAUGCCCUUGACCAUCUCCAGAAUCACCCCUGGCAGCAAGGCAGCGCAGUCGCAGAUGAACCAAGGGGACCUUGUGGUAGCCAUUGAUGGAGUCAACACUGACAGCAUGACCCACUUAGAGGCCCAGAACAAGAUCAAGUCAGCCAGCCACAACUUGAGCCUCACUCUCCAGAAAUCUAAACGUCCAGUGCCAGUUUCAACCACAGCACCCAGAAUUGACUCUCCCAGGGCUGUAAUUCCCCACCAGAAGGUGAUAACCAACACCGCUACCAAUUUCACACAGUUCUGUGAGCGAGUUCAUCCCAGUGUCCUGAAGGACUCUGCCCUGUCUACACACAAACCCAUCGAGGUGAAGGGCCUAGGUGGCAAGGCUACCAUAAUUCACGCCCAGUACAACACCCCGAUCAGCAUGUACUCGCAGGACGCUAUCAUGGAUGCAAUUGCAGGCCAGGCACAAGCCCAGGGCGGAGAAUUUGCUAGUACCCUUCCUAUUAAAGAUCCUCACGUAGACAGUGCCUCUCCGGUGUAUCAGGCUGUGCUUAAAACUCAGAACAAGCCUGAAGAUGAAAGCGAGGACUGGAGUCGCCGUUCUGCCAAUCUGCAGUCUAAGUCUUUCCGGAUCCUUGCCCAGAUGACUGGAACAGAGUACAUGCAAGAUCCUGAUGAAGAAGCCCUGAGGAGGUCAAGGGAAAGGUUUGAAACGGAACGUAACAGCCCACGCUUUGCCAAAUUGCGCAACUGGCAUCACGGCCUAUCAGCGCAGCUCCUUAAUGUUAAAAGUUAA